This is a messenger RNA of Carassius carassius (crucian carp), 1361 nucleotides long. RefSeq lists its product as uncharacterized. Gene Ontology annotation, molecular function: tumor necrosis factor receptor binding. Gene Ontology annotation, biological process: immune response. The transcript has 3 exons. The record is from RefSeq and is a predicted model, not a curated record. Gene Ontology annotation, cellular component: membrane. Bases 171 to 848 code for a protein of 225 amino acids. NCBI's taxonomy places the organism in Eukaryota, Metazoa, Chordata, Actinopteri, Cypriniformes, Cyprinidae.
GACUAACUUAAGCCGGAUGUCCAACGCGUUUGGACAUGCAGACGCGCGUUGAGUAACGGUGUCUCCCGACGGGAUCAGAAAGGGCGGUCCGUGCUCAACGUCACAUGAACUAUAAAUAACAGCGCCAUCGACAGCUUGACAAAAUAACGUAGUUGCAUUAUCCGUGAACAAUGGCUCAAGCUGAGACGUUGGAGUUAGGCGUGGAGCAGGGACAGAUGCUGCUGGUCUUGACACGGCACUGUCAAACCAUGAAGCGUCAGGAGACACGACUGCGUCUGGCCACCGCGCUCCUGCUUGCAACGUUCUGCGCGACUUUGGUGUGGAUACAGUUUCACCAGCAAAAUACCACGGAAGCAUUCUCAGGUGCUCAUCAAGAGGCUUUGAAAACUACAGAUUCAUCAACAGGGCACUCUGUUCAUCUUGAACCUUUAAGACAGAUGCAUGCUUGUUCAGAACAACAGCCCAUUGAAUGGUUGGAAGUGGAUGAUGGCUAUGACUCCCAAAAUUUCAAGCUGGAAAACCAUACAGUCCUUCACAUCUCCACAGAGCGACUGUACUUGAUCAAUCUGAGGAUCUCUUACCGUGUAGCCCAUGGCCAGUGUGAGCCUGGUACAGAAUUGACUUUAGUGGUCAAUGUCACACAGCAGCAUAUAAACUAUGAAAAAGAGAGAGAGAUUAUAAGUGCUAAGGAGUCUAUGAUUUGUAGAGAUUAUUGGCUUCAGUCGAUCACUAUGAAUCGAGCAAUCAGGUUAGAAGCUGGCACUAGUCUCCGGGUGAGAAUUAACCAAAAAAGUUGCAUGUUUUUCAGCUGGGUUAAAAACAGUCAUUUGGAUGUCACUUAUGUCUAGAGUUGUUUGUUUUUUGAAAAAUGAGUUUUACUUCCCGAUGGCAUUAAUGCAUAUGUGAGACUAGUUAGAAACAGCUUUAAGCAGGUGUUUAUUUUUAUUUUUUUAAUUACCUAUGCUAUUAUUUAGGUGCUUUAAGAUAUACCAAAAUGUUUAACCACUUGGUUAAUAUUUUCAGGUUUAUUGAGAAGCUUCUCUCAUUCUUUGUGUUGUUAUAUUAAAUUAAAUAUAACUAUCCACAAAAGAGGCAGAUUUUGAAUAUAGUUAAGUGUUGUGACGGACAAAUUGCACCAAAAUGUUUUAUGUUAAAACUUUUUAAAUGUGCAUUUCCGAACUGAUUCAUUUAGAGUUGUUUGUCAUUUGAUUUUAAAAAUCAGGUCUAUUAAGUUUAAAUAUCUAAAUUAGAACCAGAACCCAUCAUGUUCAUUGUAUUUACCUCUAGGUGGCAAUCGCAUAAAUCUGCAUUUCAGAAUGUAACAUGUUUUUGUGGUUCACUCAUAAAUCUGUAGACUUGUC